AAACGAUUAUUCUUGUUAGUCACCAAUCUUGUACAUAUAAAACUCUUCCACUAGACUAAUGUAACAUUUAUAAUCAAAUACAAAAGCUUCCUUUAUACGUUGAUUAGCUUCAUUUUGUCCUCCUCUCUGUUUCUCUCACAAGCGCCAUGGACGAGAUCCAAAUUGCUUCACUCCUCAAAUCAUCUGAGCUUUUUCCGAUUCCUCAAAGCGUCAAGCUUUCGUAUGGAACAGCUGGGUUCCGAGGCGAUGCAAAGUUGCUUGAAUCAACUGUCUAUAGAGUUGGGAUUCUCUCAGCUCUCCGAUCGCUUAAGCUUGGAUCAGCCACCGUCGGGCUUAUGAUCACAGCUUCGCAUAACAAAGUCUCUGACAAUGGCAUUAAAGUUUCAGAUCCAUCUGGAGGUAUGCUUUCUCAGGAAUGGGAGCCUUUCGCAGAUCAGAUCGCUAACGCAUCUUCUCCUCAAGAACUCGUUUCAUUGAUUAGAGAAUUCAUGGAGAAGGAAGAGAUUAUGAUCGGAGAGAAGAAUAAAGGUGCAGAGGUUUGGUUGGGAAGAGAUACAAGACCUAGUGGUGAAUCGCUUCUCCGAGCUGCGGAGAUUGGAGUUGGUUCAAUUUUGGGAUCUGUAGCGAUUGACAUUGGGAUUUUGACAACUCCGCAAUUGCAUUGGAUGGUUAGAGCUAAGAAUAAAGGUCUUAAGGCAACUGAGAAUGAUUACUUUGAGAAUCUCUCUACUUCAUUUAUGUGUUUGAUUGAUCUGAUUCCAGUUAGUGGAAAUGAUAAGUUAGAGAUUAGCAAAUUGCUUGUAGAUGGUGCUAAUGGUGUAGGUGGACAGAAGAUUGAGGAGCUAAGAGGGUCUUUGAGCAAUCUUGAUCUUGAGAUUCGUAACACAGGGAGAGAUGGUGGUGUGCUUAAUGAAGGUGUAGGUGCUGAUUUUGUGCAGAAAGAAAAGGUUUUGCCUUUAGGAUUUGGGUCUAAGGAUGUUGGGAUGAGGUGUGCGAGUUUGGAUGGUGAUGCAGAUCGAUUGGUUUACUUUUACAUUCCUUCAGAGUCUUCUGAAAAGGUUGAGCUACUAGACGGCGAUAAGAUUCUGUCUUUGUUUGCUCUCUUCAUCAAAGAGCAAUUAAACAUUCUUGGUGAUGAUAAAGAAGGGAAGCAGUCUCGUCUUGGUGUUGUGCAGACAGCUUAUGCGAAUGGUGCAUCCACUGAUUACCUAAAGCAGUUGGGUUUAGAUGUUGUUUUCGCUAAAACUGGGGUAAAGCAUUUACACGAGAAAGCAGCAGAGUUUGAUAUCGGGAUCUACUUUGAAGCUAAUGGCCACGGGACUAUACUCUUCUCGGAAUCUUUCAUAUCUUGGUUAGUUUCCAAACAAAAAGAUCUUACGGACAAAGGUCAGGGUGGUUCAGAAGAACACAAAGCGGUUUCUAGACUAGUAGCGGUGAGUAACCUGAUCAACCAAGCGGUUGGUGAUGCUCUAAGUGGAGUGCUCUUGGUUGAAGUGAUUCUGCAACACAUGGGAUCGUCAAUACAGAAGUGGAAUGUACUAUACAAGGACCUUCCUAGCAGACAGAUCAAGGUCGAAGUUCCAGACAGAACAGCGGUUGUGACCACAAGCGAAGAAACGGAGGCUCUGAGACCUUUGGGGAUUCAAGAUGCUAUUAAUUCUGAAAUCAACAAGUACCCGCGUGGCAGAGCUUUUAUAAGGCCAUCAGGUACAGAAGAUGUGGUGAGAGUAUAUGCAGAAGCAUCCACUCAAGAAGCUGCUGAUUCUUUGGCUAAUUCUGUGGCUCAGCUCGUCAAAAGCUUCCUUGGUUAAUGGGAGACUUUUUGUUUUUCUUGUUAAUCUCUUAGCUUUCACAUCUUUUGUAUAACCCGAAUGACAUGUUCUCUUGUCUUUCUUGUCUGCUUCUUGUGAUUUACUUUGUUUAUCUUCUAGCUCUUCUGCUCCCUUUCCUCAACGUAAACCUAAACAUGCUUUACUUUCCU
This is a messenger RNA of Arabidopsis lyrata subsp. lyrata, 1981 nucleotides long. Its product is annotated as phosphoacetylglucosamine mutase. The coding region runs from base 147 to 1811 and encodes 554 amino acids. NCBI's taxonomy places the organism in Eukaryota, Viridiplantae, Streptophyta, Magnoliopsida, Brassicales, Brassicaceae. The record is from RefSeq and is a predicted model, not a curated record. Gene Ontology annotation, molecular function: phosphoacetylglucosamine mutase activity. Gene Ontology annotation, biological process: carbohydrate metabolic process; UDP-N-acetylglucosamine biosynthetic process. The transcript has 2 exons.